GCCGCAGUUCCUAGAGUAUUCACACUACAAAUGCUAUCGCCUUCUGGAUCGGUAUUACUGCCGGGUGGUGUUAUAACGCAAGAGAUGCGUGUUGUCAGUUCGUCCAAUGCUACCCUUCGCAUGAGGUUACGCAUAUCAUAUGUUGUCGAUGGACAACCCGUAGCGGAGCAAACGGAAGUUACCGGAUUUCCU
Molecule: messenger RNA, 192 nt
Organism: Rhagoletis zephyria (snowberry fruit fly)
Lineage: Eukaryota; Metazoa; Arthropoda; Insecta; Diptera; Tephritidae
Product: AP-1 complex subunit gamma-like 2
Biological process (GO): intracellular protein transport; vesicle-mediated transport
Source: RefSeq, a predicted model, not a curated record